GAAAGCAAGCAGGGAAGGAGGAGCUAAUUUUCCAUCUCACCACAGGAAAUGUGUGUGGUUUAAAUGGAGCCUGGACUGCUUGUGUAACAUAGUGUGUGUGUGUGCGUGUGUGUGUGUGUUGGUGCACAGAAAGUUUGUGACGAACACACAGCAGUAUGGUCAGUCGUGUGGAGCAUCCCGCAGCAGGCUACAAGAAACUCUUUGAGACCGUGGAGGAGCUGAAUGAGCCAAUCCCAGCUAAGAUCACUGGGCAUUUGCCAGCAUGGCUUGGAGGCAGUCUUCUCAGGGUCGGGCCCGGUCUUUUUGAAAUCGGGGACCAACCUUUCCACCAUCUGUUUGAUGGACAGGCUGUCAUGCACAAGUUUGACCUGAAAAAUGGCCAGGUGACCUACUUCAGGAAGUUCAUCAAAACAGAUGCAUAUGUCCGUGCCAUGACCGAGAACAGGGUGGUCAUCACUGAGUUUGGCACAGCAGCGUACCCUGACCCCUGCAAAAACAUCUUCUCCAGAUUCUUCACCUACUUUAGAGGGAUUGAAGUGACUGAUAACUGCAUGGUGAACAUUUAUCCUGUUGGGGAGGAUUUCUACGCGGUUACAGAGACCAAUUACAUUACAAAGGUUGAUCCUGACUCACUGGAAACUUUAAAGAAGGUGGACCUGUGUAAGUACCUGUCUGUGAAUGGGGUGACAGCCCACCCCCACAUUGAGGCAGAUGGUACAGUUUACAACAUCGGUAACUGCUUUGGAAAGAACAUGAGUCUGGCUUACAACAUUGUCAAGAUCCCACCUGCUCAGAAAGACAAACUUGACCCCUUAGAGAAAUCGCAGGUCAUUGCUCAGCUCCCAAGCAGUGAGAGAUUAAAGCCGUCGUACAUACACAGUUUCGGUUUGACAGACAACUAUUUCGUGUUCGUGGAGCAGCCGAUAAAAAUCAACCUGCUCAAGUUCCUGUCGGCCUGGAGCAUCAGAGGAGCUACAUACAUGGACUGCUUUGAAUCCAAUGAGAGCAUGGGGACAUGGUUUCACCUGCUCACUAAGGACCCAGCAGCGUAUCUGAGCAGCCACAAGUUCCGAACGUCGGCUUUCAACAUUUUCCAUCAUAUAAAUGCUUAUGAAGACCAGGGAUUCAUCGUUGUCGACCUCUGCGCGUGGAAAGGUCAUGAGCUUGUCUACAACUACCUGUACCUGGCCAACCUGAGGGAUGAGUGGGAGAAGGUGAAAAAAGCAGCCAUGAAAGCUCCUCAGCCUGAGGUCAGGCGAUACGUGUUGCCACUGGAUAUACACAGCGAGGAUCAAGGAAAGAACAUGGUGUCUCUGUCCUACACUACAGCAACGGCUGUUCUUCUCAGCGAUGGAACUAUCUGGUUGGAACCUGAAGUCAUCUUGUCUCAACCAAGACAAGCAUUUGAGUUUCCCCAGAUGAACUACUCUCAAUGUCGUGGCAAGAAAUAUUCCUUCACGUACGGUCUUGGACUCAACCACUUCAUCCCAGACAAGAUUGUCAAGUUAAACGUGCAGACCAAAGAGACGUGGGUAUGGCAGGAAGAUGAGUGUUAUCCAUCCGAACCACUGUUUGUACCAACACCAGGAGCGGCACGGGAGGAUGACGGUGUGUUGCUGACUAUUGUGGUGAAGCCAGGAGCAGAAAGACCAGGCUUCCUGUUGGUGUUGGAUGCCACCAAAAUGACAGAGCUGGCCAGGGCAGAGGUCAACACCAUCUUCCCAGUGACUUUACACGGCUUCUACAAGCCAUGAUCCUCAAGUAACAGUCAUCGUGCCUGCUAUUUCUUUUUUUUUUUUUUUUUUACAUAUACAGAAAUAAGCUUAAAAAACACAUACAGUAGAUACCUUCUAUUCACGGGAGUUACAAUCUAAGACCCUCCACGAAUGGACGCACCCAUAACAAGCCCUAAAAAUGCCUAUUUUUGAUACUGUUUUUAUUGGCCUGUGGCACAUUCUAAAAAAUCUCAUUUAUAGGGAUGUCCGAUAUAUUAUCGGCCCGAUACCGGCAUAAAAAUGUAAUAUCGGGCAAUAUCUGUAUUGUUUUUUUUUCCCCUAUAAUGAAAGCCGGUGUAGCCCUGCAAGCGGCAAAGUCGCAACAUUGCUGAGUUUGCUGCUGAUACGGUGCCUUAUGUAGUUAAUUCUUUACACUAGGAGAUGGCGGACAUCUGUAACUUCAAUCAGAGCAACAGGGCGUGUUUCUUUGCAGAGGUUAUAGACUUUGAAGCCCCUAGUGCCUGCUGCAGCGAGUCCACACGCAGCACAUACAGUAGUUGAGCCGAUGCUUUGCUUAACCGUGUUCGGAGUGGUGGAUUGUCAAAACACUGCUAAUGGUGAGUGAGGUAGCGCACAGACAGAAAUACGUAGAUGCCGCAUCGAGCACUGAGCCGUACGUCAACAUCGCCGCCAUAUUGGAUGAAACGGAGAGGGUUCUCAGGGUGUUGAGAUGUCUCCAAGGAUGCACUGGUUUGGAGCGGUCAAAGGUAUAGAUGUGUGUUCAAGUCAAAGAACACGGCAAGUUGUCCUCUGUUUGGUGGAUUUGGUCAAUAAGCAGCAGCAAGCACUGGUAAACUGUGGUCUUUAUAAGGCUUUAUGCUGUGGUACUGUAACAAUAUACAAAGAAUACAAAUUGUCACUGAAUAAAUAAACAGUAAAUUAAUGUAACCAAUAUUACACAAACAUAAUGAUUAGCCAAAGGCACAUCAAAUACAGAACUCAAUAAGAAAAUUAAGUCAAUAUGAUGCUUAUUAAUAUAAUAAAUCACUAUACAGUUAGCUUGAAUGCUAAUGUUAGCAUUAAUGAACACAAGAGUUACACAGAACAAAAGUGUACAAUAGAGCUCACACAGAUCUAACAACUGAAUUAAACCUCACCUUUAUGCAUUCACGCACAGCAUUAACUUGGGAAAACAAGGAUGAGGCGCAAGGAAGGAGAGGAAAGGUACAUCUGCCUGUACAGCGUUGGAGAAGUCAUAAAAAAGACGUUUUUAACUGAUGCAACAUCACACUACUGCGGUGCGUUCACUGACGGCCGAACACAGUGGGACAAAACAACGCCCAAAUCUAAACAUUACCAGUGAAGCAUAAACAACACAAAACAUGGUAAAUUAUGGGCUUUCUAACACUGGAUGUGGCAAGAGUCGAAGCGGAGAAGAUGCUGCUGCAUGGUGUACGACUCGUUUUACUGCCCAAACCAAAUCCCAGGGAAUACUUAUUUGGCCAUUAUAACAUCGUUUUGAGAGCAUCAUUUGCCGACGUUGUGGAAAACACUGUAUUCCCGCUCACAAUUCAUCAUUCAUUUUAUGUCUUUGGGCGGGAAUGUAAAAAAAAAAAAAACGUCUGCGGCAGGCAGACGUGGUAGUGUCGCCUAGGCAAUGCACUGCUGCAGGAUUCACCAAAUUUGUGGAGUUCCUCGAGCCACGCUUUGCCAUGCCCAAUCGCAAGUAUUUCUCAGAUGUUUUCUUCCAGUUGUACAAUGUUGUUUACAUCCACGUCGGGAAGCUAAUUGCUGAUGCUGAAUCCAUUAGCUUCACAACAGAUAUGUGUUAAUUCCACGACUGAUUCCCAUAUCGGUUGAUAUGGGAAUCGGAAAUUGAGAGUUGGACAAUAUCGGCAUAUCGGCAAAAAAUUCAAUAUCGGACAUCCCUAAGAAUUUAAUAAGAAAACUAAAAACAAAAAAAACAGCAAAAAUUGAAAAAAUGGCAGAAUAAAGUCAAAAUAUUAAGACAAAUAAGUUGUAAUUUAACAAAGCAAAAAAAUCUUAAUUUUAAGACAGUAACUUUUCUAAUAUUAUGAGGAAAUUUUUAAUUUUAAUAUCAUAAAAGUUGAAAUAUUAAGGAAAGACAAAACAACAAAUGUAAUUUUUGGAAAAUUAGGUUGUGGAAAAAGUCCAAAUUUUAUGUGAAUAAAGUCAUAAUUACGAGGAAAAAAAAAAUUGACAAGACGAAAGUUUAAACAGUUGAAAAAUUAAAGAAAAAAACCCAGCAGAAAAGGAAAAAAAAAACAUAUCAUUUUACGGAAAUAAAGUCAAAAUAUAAAGAGGAAAAAAAGUUGUAUUUUAAUGAGAAUGAGAAAAAAGGUGCAAUUUUACAAGAAUGAACUUUGUAGUAUUAUGAGGAAAAAUAAUGUCAAUUUGUAUGCCGCUUAUCCUCAUUAAGGUAGCGGGGGUAUGCUGGAGCCUAUCCCAGCUGACUUUGGGCAAGAGGCGGGGUACACCCUGGACUGGUAGAGUUGAAACAUUAAAGAGGGCCUAUUAUGUUUUCCUCUUUUCUGACCUACAAAUGUUACAAUGUUGUACUCUUGUGUUAAACGCAUCAGAUAAUAAUAUUUGCGCAUUUGAAGUCCUUGGGAGUGUGACCUCCAGGCGUACCUGGAGGAGUAAAUUACACAGACCGUUUGGGUGGGAGGCAGGAACAGGUGCAGAGUCUGUAAGCUCUAGAAAGCUUUCUGUGCGGGUUAUCGUGUGUAGCUGCUCUGUAGGAGUCCAGAACUCAAUAAACAGGCCCGAAAAUUUGUAUAAUAGGCCCCCUUUAAAGAAAAAAUGUUAUUUUUUAAAGCCUUAAUAAUGUGAGAAAAGCAAAACACAAAGUUGUAAUUUUUGUUUGGACACCCCUGCUCUAAGCCUUAUAAUAUGCCUCUGACAGCCAUUAAACACACUUUAAAUUCAAUUUUACACAUCAAGAAACAAUUACAGGUAUACGUAUUGUAUAACAGUACUGUACUUCCAAAACAUAGUUACACAGCAUCACGUCUUGUCAAAUCAUCUUCCUGCUGGACAGCACCCUCUGCUGGAUUCAGAGACGCAGCACUCUUUCCCCCCUGCUGAUCGCGCCAUCAAAACACUUUCUACUUAAGUUGCCAUAAUUUUUUUUUUUUUUUACAAUUUCAAGUAGAGAAAACAAUUCUGAAUUGUGAAUAGGUGGGGUUUUAUUGUUUGUUUGUUUUUUUUUAAAUGUAGUUCAAAUCAGUUGAAAGAAAACUGACUGUCGAUACACAGUCCUGCUGCAUCAAGCUAGCGAUGCUUGGACUUUUUUUUGUCCUUGCACAAACGUUGUGGCACUAAAGUUUGUUUAAACACUUCCACAAACACAAUCCAAAAAUGUUCAGUCGGGGAUUUGCACAAGCUUUAUAUUAUUUGAACCUUUUCAACUGUUUGCUUUGACUGUUUCCUUCCUCGGUUAUGUCAUGUCUUCCAUGUGUCUCGUGGGGAUUGUAGUUUCACCUAUUCUUGGUCGUCAUGCCCAUAGACAUAAAUACAUACGACAUGCAGUAUAUUUAUGUUUAUGGUCGUGCCCUCUUCUCGUGUCAUCCAAUCAGCUCCGCUCUUUCCCUCGUGCUGCUUGCUUGUAUUUAGUUCCUAUUACUGUUCCGUCUGUGCCAAAUUCGAUUGUUGUUGAUUAAUUACAUACUUUUUGUUGGAAAAUAAAGACAUUUUUGUUUGAUA
Molecule: messenger RNA, 5441 nt
Organism: Dunckerocampus dactyliophorus (ringed pipefish)
Lineage: Eukaryota; Metazoa; Chordata; Actinopteri; Syngnathiformes; Syngnathidae
Product: retinal Mueller cells isomerohydrolase-like
Exons: 14
Coding region: 156-1754 (532 amino acids)
Biological process (GO): zeaxanthin biosynthetic process; retinal metabolic process
Molecular function (GO): retinol isomerase activity; all-trans-retinyl-ester hydrolase, 11-cis retinol forming activity; beta-carotene 15,15'-dioxygenase activity
Source: RefSeq, a predicted model, not a curated record